GCGUUCAGAACGCGAUCGUUCCGAGAAUUUAUUCUAUAUAUAGAAAGUUGUAGAAAAACUGAAAAUCUAUUUUGGUUUUACAUACAUAAGCUACAAAAAGCAGAAAAAUAAUAUAAAUAAAUAGAAAUACCUCAGCGAAAAUAACUUUUAACGAAACAGUCAAUAGUUAACUCAAUCAGCUAAUAACAUUGAAAGGCUGCAGCAAGUGAUGUAAUAGAAACAGAAUCGAGGAGAAGAGGAGCAAAGCAAUUCGCAUAAUAUUUACAAAAUAAAUCAAAGAGAAGUCGGCAAGGAUAGAGAGAGAGAGAGAGAAGGAUGUCCAAGAAGUUAAGCGUGCGCUCCUUGAGCGACAGUUCGCUGGCCGAGUUGGCGAAUCUCUUGGUGUCCACGAUCAGCUACGUCCAGUAUGCGCCCGAUGUCAACCUGGACAUCAGCAUAGUCAUGGUCGAGUUGAACGAGUACUUGUCCCAGGCGGGCGCCACGUCGAACAUCUACCAGGAUCUGCUGCGCGUCAUUCUCAGCUCCGACUACUUGGAUGCGAACAUGCGCUUUACCUGCUUGCAAAUGCUGCUGAAUUGCGGCGUCCACCUGCUCGUCACGGAAGUCUUUCCGCCCAGCUACUAUGAGAAAAUCCUGCAGGUGAUCGCAGCGCAAGGAUCUGCCUUGCGCGUGCUCAAUCUAAAGGGGAUUUGGGUGAAGGAGGAGCACAUGCACUACAUGUACGAGAUAGUGAGGCGCUGCAAGCAGCUGAUCAAGCUCUACGUGCCCUAUAUAGCGAACGAUCAGCUCCUGGAGGAGAUCGCCGCGAACUGCAAUCAGCUUGAGAUCCUGGACAUAUCGGGGGAGACGGACAUCACAGAGAUCGGCAUCGAUUUGCUAACCAAGGGCAGCUGUGCGCAGUCCCUGACCGUCGUGGACGUGGGCAUGCCUGGCGAGGAGAAUAUUUGUUACUCUGACAUAGCUCUAAUCCUCGAGCACUGUCGGCAUGUGGAGACCCUAUCGACCUACUCCUUUGUAGGAGCUGCCCUGAAGUUCAUCCACGACAACAUCGACAGAAGCUUCCAGUGCAAACUGAAGUAUGUCCACGACACGGCGACGGACGAAACGCAGCUGCAGGUUAUUGUGCAGUCGUGUCCCCAGCUGGACACGCUGUACCUGGACUCGCCCAAGCUGGGAGCACUGCGCGCCCUGCAGGCGAAGGCCUUGCGAAAGCUGAAGAUUUGCAAAUUUGUGGUCGCCGAGCUGAUGUCCCUGCUGGAGAAGCCAAUUGGCCGGAACUUGAGGCACCUGACCAUCAUCAAGGGAUCGGGCAACCUGGAGCUGGGCAAGCUAGCUAGACUGUGCCCCAUCCUCGUCGAUCUGGAUUGCUAUGUGAUCGAGAGUCUCUCCUAUGCUCAGAACCAGACGCGAUUCCAACAUCUCGAAGGACUCGAGAUUCUCAGCUGCGAAAUGAUGACCAGCUCCCUCAAGGCGUUCCUCUGCAGUGUCACAGACCUGAAGCGCUUGGCAGUCGAUUCUGUCGACUUUACAGAUGAAGAUAUCGUUAGCAUGUUUGCUCAACACGAUUUUAAGGUCUUGGAGGAUAUUUGGUUUACGAUCGCACCAGAGCUAACGGUACAAUCUGUUGAGCUUCUCAUGUUCAGCUGCCCGGAGCUUCAGAGUGUGGGCCAACUGACCGGCUGGUCCUUAUCACCAGAUGACUUAUCCCUAAUACGUGGCCUGCUCAAGAGUGGCAACUCAAGCCUUCGCCUUCAGUAGACGUCAACGGGCUGACGACGGAUCGUGCCGGAAAUAUUUUACAUUUAAAACAAAUUAUUUAUUUUUAAUUCGUGCUUUGUGAUAUG
Molecule: messenger RNA, 1844 nt
Organism: Drosophila arizonae
Lineage: Eukaryota; Metazoa; Arthropoda; Insecta; Diptera; Drosophilidae
Source: RefSeq, a predicted model, not a curated record